UUGGUUCCUGUCUCCGUCAUAUUUCGGGGCUCCCUGUCCGAUGCAGCACUUGCUAGCUGGUUAGCAAACUUUGAAACAAAGUUACUCUAGAUAGUUUGGCAUUUUUAAACACAGACGAAAACGCGUCACGGUAACAGGGGCUGAACAAAAUGCCUGCGGUCUCUAAAGGAGAUGGGAUGCGUGGCCUGGCCGUGUUCAUCUCUGACAUCAGGAACUGUAAAAGCAAAGAGGCAGAGAUUAAAAGGAUAAACAAAGAACUGGCCAAUAUCCGUUCGAAAUUUAAAGGAGACAAAGCUCUUGAUGGCUACAGUAAAAAAAAGUAUGUCUGCAAGCUGCUUUUUAUCUUUCUUCUGGGCCAUGAUAUCGACUUUGGACACAUGGAGGCCGUCAACCUCCUCAGCUCCAACAAGUACACAGAGAAGCAAAUUGGUUACCUGUUCAUCUCAGUGCUAGUGAACUCUAACAGCGACCUGAUCCGUCUUAUCAAUAAUGGCAUCAAGAAUGACCUGGCCAGCCGCAACCCGACCUUCAUGAACCUGGCCCUGCACUGCAUUGCCAAUGUGGGCAGCAGAGAAAUGGCUGAGGCUUUUGCCUCUCAAAUUCCCAGCAUCUUAGUGGCAGGGGACACGAUGGACAGCGUGAAGCAGAGUGCAGCGCUAUGUCUCUUAAGACUCAACAGGACCUCUCCUGACCUGGUGCCUAUGGGUGAAUGGACAGCACGAGUGGUCCACCUGCUUAAUGACCAGCACCUGGGAGUGGUCACAGCAGCCACCAGCCUUAUUACCACACUAGCCCAGAAGAGUCCUGAGGACUUCAAAACAUCCAUCUCACUGGCUGUGGCCAGGCUCAGUAGGAUUGUGACUUCGGCAUCCAUCGACCUUCAGGACUAUACAUACUACUUUGUUGCUGCACCAUGGUUGUCUGUCAAAUUGCUGCGCCUGCUCCAGUGCUACCCUCCACCUGAGGAUGCAGCGCUGCGAAGUCGUCUGACAGAGUGUUUGGAGACAAUCCUCAACAAAGCCCAGGAGCCACCCAAGUCCAAGAAGGUCCAGCACUCCAACGCAAAGAAUGCUGUUCUGUUUGAAGCCAUCUCUCUCAUCAUCCACCACGACAGUGAGCCCACUCUGUUGGUACGAGCCUGCAACCAGCUGGGCCAGUUUUUGCAGCACAGGGAAACCAACCUGCGUUAUUUGGCUUUGGAGAGCAUGUGCACACUGGCCAGCUCUGAGUUUUCUCACGAGGCAGUGAAGACGCAUAUAGAUACUGUGAUCAACGCUCUGAAGACAGAGCGAGAUGUGAGUGUUCGCCAGCGGGCCGUGGACCUGCUCUAUGCCAUGUGUGACCGCAGUAACGCCAAGCAGAUCGUGGCAGAGAUGCUCAGCUACCUGGAGAACGCCGACUACUCAAUCAGAGAGGAGAUAGUGCUGAAGGUGGCUAUCCUGGCUGAAAAAUAUGCCGUGGACUACACCUGGUACGUGGAUACCAUUCUCAACCUCAUCCGCAUCGCCGGUGACUACGUCAGUGAGGAGGUGUGGUAUCGUGUCAUCCAGAUUGUCAUAAACCGAGAUGACGUCCAAGGCUACGCGGCCAAGACUGUCUUUGAGGCACUACAGGCUCCCGCCUGCCAUGAGAACCUGGUGAAAGUCGGGGGUUACAUCCUAGGAGAGUUUGGCAAUCUUAUUGCAGGAGACUCGCGCUCCAGCCCUCUGGUCCAGUUCAACCUGCUCCACUCCAAGUUCCACCUGUGCUCUGUGCCAACUCGGGCGCUGUUGCUGUCCGCCUACAUCAAGUUCAUUAACUUGUUUCCAGAAGUGAAGGGCACCAUCCAAGACGUCCUGCGCUCAGACAGUCAGCUCCGCAAUGCUGACGUGGAGCUCCAGCAGAGAGCUGUGGAGUACCUGAGGCUCAGCUGCAUCGCCAGCACUGACAUACUGGCCACAGUUUUAGAGGAGAUGCCUCCAUUCCCAGAGAGAGAGUCUUCAAUCCUGGCGAAGCUGAAGAAGAAGAAGGGCCCAGGCAACCUGCCCGACAUCGACGACGCCCGCUGGAAUGUCAACGGCAACACAGAGCACAGCGAGAACAAUGAGGCCGCAAACAAGUCUUCUCCUUCACUGAUGGCAGACCUUCUUCCCACCAACAGACCUCGCCCUGCUUCCUCUAGUCCCACCAUACACUCUGCUGGGACCAUGGCUCCCAGCCACCCCUUCACGGACCUGCUGAAUCUAAACUCCCCCCCUGCAACAGGAGCCAGUCUGCUUGUGGAUGUCUUGUCUGAAAGCUCCACCCCUGCAUCCAUAGAGGUGUCUGAGGAAAAUUUCUCCAGGUUUGUUUGUAAGAACAACGGUGUGAUCUAUGAGAACCAGCUGUUGCAGAUUGGACUGAAGUCUGAGUACAGACAGAACCUGGGUCGCAUGUAUGUGUUUUACGGCAAUAAGACAUCGACCCAGUUCCUCAGCUUCUCUGCAUCAGUGACCUGUAACGACACACUCAAGACUCAGCUGAACGUCCACUCGAAGUCAGUGGACCCCACAGUAGAAGGUGGGGCUCAGCUGCAGCAGAUCCUCAACAUUGAGUGUGUGUCAGAUUUCACCGAUGCUCCAGUGCUCGACAUCCAGUUCAGGUACGGUGGAACUCUUCAGAACAUCGCAGUGAAACUUCCUGUGAUGCUCAACAAGUUUUUUCAGCCCACAGAGAUGACAUCCCAAGAAUUCUUCCAGCGCUGGAAACAGCUUGGACUUCCUCAGCAAGAGGUUCAGACAAUCUUCAAAGCCAAGCACCCGAUGGACAGAGACGUUACCAAUGCCAAGAUUUUAGGUUUUGGUGUAGCUCUGCUGGACGGGGUAGAUCCCAAUCCUGCAAACUUUGUUGGAGCUGGAGUCAUUCACACCAAGAACUCUCAGGUGGGCUGCCUCCUCAGACUGGAGCCCAACACACAAGCACAGAUGUACCGUCUCACCGUCCGGACCAGCAGGGACUCAGUGUCUAAGAGACUGUGCGAUCUCCUCUCUGAACAGUUUUAGACUUCACACAGCACCAGCAUUUCUACUCCUUCACUCUCCUAGUCUCACUUUAGAUAGAAAUGAUGUUUUGUACAGUGUAAAUUUUUUUUUUUUUAUUUGACUUACUCCACAUGUAAAUGAAGUGAAAUGUAUUUUUCGCACAAAGCUUUACUAAUAUGACACUGCUUUAAACCUGCCUCGUGCACUCACACUGAGCACCUUAGCCGACAUGUUGUGGAGGGUGCAGGCGGCUCUGAAUGCUUCUCUGUGGUGUUCUGCAGCUCUAGAGCUCUGAACAGUUUUCAAAUUGUGUGUUUUUGCUGCUCAAGUACUGCCUUUCUUACUCAAACAUUUUGAAGAGUUGGUAAAGAAGCAUUAAUGAGACUGAGGUAGUUAAAAAUCUCAGCAGGAUUGUAAACUUACCAAUGAUCUCAACAAUGAAUCCAGUUGUUCUGCUAGUGUUUCUGUGAGAUAUGUUUUCUUGUAGUGUUUCAAAAAAUUAUGCACAAAAAUGGGAAGUUUUUUUUGCUCAACUUCUCGCCCAUAUUGCACUUGUUGAGUAAAAAAUUAGAUCACAUAAGUAGAUGAGAUAGAUUUAGAUUAGAAUUUAUUCACCAUUUUUACACAUCUGUCAUCUCAGGAGGAAAAGAAAAGCUUUGCAUUUUGGUAUUUUUACCAAAUAAUAGACUUUGGAUGCUACAAGUUUUGUUCUGUGGUGGGAAAUUUUGAGCUAUAUUGUGUAUAAAGUUUACACAUAGAAUUCAGGCACUUCAGUAAAAUAGCAAAAAAAAAUCUAUAUAUAAAACACUAGGUAGCAAAAGGAUCUCAGUUUUUGAUAGUUACAAAAUGUUUUGUCUGAUAUAGUUUCCACAGUUGUGCCUAUGAGCUUGUUUCUCUGUCAACAACAGAUGAGCCUUCAAUUAGACAAAAGUAAUGUUAAAUAGGUCUAAAGCACUGCCACACUGUCACACUACUUUCACCUAAAUGCUUUUAUUCUCAGAGCACUGCCAAACUUCAAAUAUUUCUGUAUUUUAGUAACAUAUGGUGUAUUUUCUGUUUUAUUAAGUGUAUGUUUAUUAUAAUCCUUAUUGGAUGCUUGACAUAAAGACUGGCUCUGUCCAAAAGUGUGAAAAAUCUUCCUACCAUCACCUCUAAAGCAAUGUUUUACCAACAAGCUUUGGUUUUACAGAGGGGCUAUGUGCAACAGCAUGAUUCCAGGGAGUCGUCGUGGUUGACAAAUAGAAAUACUCAUAAUCCACCGAAAACAGCAACUUGUCAUAAACGCUGCUGUUUUGCUGUUUUUGUAUUAUAGAGAAACUAAACCCCUCUACUUUUGGCUUUAGUGCCUCCUCCCUAGAAUGUGGAAGAAAGUCACAAAAAUGUGCAGGGCUGAGAGGGUGGCGAAGAUUUGCCCAGUCACUCAAUCAUGCUGCCUCUCGAUCCACGGCACCUCCCUGCCCCCUGAGCACAUACAAAGUAUUCAGUUCCCACCAAAACACCCGUCCAACCAAUCAUGAGCAGCCCUAUUGAAAGAGAGCGCAUGGAUUGGCUGCCACAGCUAUCAAUCAUGGAAAAUCCCCUUUUCUGGAAUUGAAUAACUAAUGUAAACUAAACUUGUCAUAAAAACGAUCACAUGAACAAACAUCAGGGUGAUGAGAACUACCUUCAGUGACAGAAACUAUUGCGGCGAAAAAUGUUUUUGGCAUGCACUUUCAGUUUUUAAUUUGGCAUAUGUUCCGUUCAAUAACAUAGAAGGGUGAGCUUUAUGACCGAUACUGCAGUUAGACACUAGGGGGCGAUCAAGGUUAAAAAGUUACACUUUGGGGGAGCUGUGACGUUGUCGAUCUUUAUAUAUAGUGUAUGAUAUUUAUACACAAUAUGUUGAACCUGAAUCAAUCUAUGAUGCUCUAAAUACCCAUAUAUAUUGCUUUUCAACUGAAAAAGUUGUUUGGGGGUCGAGUUGCUCUUUAAACAAACAAGACAACACUUGUUGGUGGUUAGACUUUCUUCUCAUUGGACUGAGCUAGGCUAGCUUAAUGCUUAGCCUAAUGCUAAGCUCACCAUCUCCUGCUUAGCUUUAUAUUUAACAGACACGAGAGUGAUAUUGAUCCUUAUAUCUAACUCUCAACAAGAAAGCCAAUAAGAGCGUAUGUACCAAAAUGUUAAACUCCGCUUUAAAGAGCUUUUGUCCCAAAAUAUAAUAAUAAUAGAUUAAAUUAGUACGAAGAAUUUUAGGAGAAAUGUAAAGAGAGUAAGAAUACAUUUGUAGAUUGUGUUAAAGGGUUUGACGGAUUCAUGUAAAGGUACCUUAAUCUGUAACAGGGAAGCAUUACUGUGAUGUUUAAACCAUAAAAAUAAUGACCGUUUAUGUCUCUUGAGAUACAGGGUUUCACAUCAUAUUAAGGCCAGUGGACUUGGUCCUUUUGGAAGGCUUAAGAGGAUCUGUUUACUAACCAUCCCAGUGUCACACUGUGCCUUCUGUUUUUCAGCAGCUUAUAUUCAAGAAAGCAAAUGUCAAGGGGUGACAUUUCAUGUACUUUUAAACAAUUGAACAAAGAAGAGCUGUGAAUGACCACUUGACAAUAAGCACUGAUGUUGUUUUCUAGUCUGUUUGGAUACAGUAGCAUGGAAAGGUCAAAUGACCACAUAUUAAAUGUUGGAGGUGUUGCUCAGAGGAACAAACCAAAUAAAAUGUUGGACUUUUUUAGACAGGUUGCUCCAUUUAAGUGCUAAUGUUGCUCAAAAACAUCCAGAUGUGUAAUGAAGCUAAACAAAUUUGUUUUCUUUGUUGGGGUCUUUAUGAGGUGAUAUGUCAAGUGGCUAAAAAAACCCAAAAAACAAAAAUGUUAAUGCGGACUGAACCGCAGCCCAUAGCGCUGGUAUUUCACUCUUUUAGAAUUACAAACUGUACUAUUAUUCAAAUAACUACUCACCGGAUGCAAAUGUCAAGUGCUGUCCAGGUAGAGUACAGGGUUAUGCUAAAUUUUAACCUGGGUUUGGGUCAGAUUUGGGUCAUUGGUACUACAUCCAGUACACUCAGUGCUUACUUUCAGUGUACCAUUUGAACUUCACAAACUGUCCCAAUGCUGUUGUGUGUUUUGUGCUUUCUAACAAAUGGUCAGUCUCUGCCAGACAUUUGAAAAAGAAGAAAAGACUGGAUAUUGUAUUGCUAUUUAAUUGUAAUGUCAUUUCAACAUCCAUUUUUCAAAUAAAUAAUCGGCCUUUGUAAACAAGUUAAAA
Plectropomus leopardus (leopard coralgrouper) is the source of this 6239-nucleotide messenger RNA. The record is from RefSeq and is a predicted model, not a curated record. Lineage: Eukaryota; Metazoa; Chordata; Actinopteri; Perciformes; Serranidae.